Messenger RNA from Coffea eugenioides, 1662 nucleotides. RefSeq names its product probable DNA primase large subunit. The transcript is spliced from 20 exons. Lineage: Eukaryota; Viridiplantae; Streptophyta; Magnoliopsida; Gentianales; Rubiaceae. Gene Ontology annotation, cellular component: alpha DNA polymerase:primase complex. Bases 50 to 1411 code for a protein of 453 amino acids. The record is from RefSeq and is a predicted model, not a curated record. Gene Ontology annotation, biological process: DNA replication, synthesis of primer.
CGACUGAACGGCGAAAGGAAAAGCAGAAAGGGGGGAUUUUAAAAAAAAAAUGGAAGUGGUAAGAUCUCAUAGGAAGCCCGCCGAAGCAGACGACGUCGUCCCUACCCUGCCUCUUUACCUGUCGGCGCCUGCUCUCCAAGUUCGACUGGAAGAUUUCGAGCUUUAUGCCGUGGAUCGCCUCAGAGUUCUAAAAGAGAUUUCGGAUGGACUAUCGCGUGGAAAGAAGUCUGAUGAAAUGGAAAAAUUGGUACGUGAGUUGUGGAAGUUGCAUAUGAGCCAUCCGCAUGCAUCUGAAGUUGUCAACAAGGACAUAAUCUCCCAUUUUGUCCUUCGUUUGGUCUACUGUAGAACGGAAGAGUUGAGAAAAUGGUUUCUUUCCAUGGAGACUUCAUUGUUUCGCUACCGUUUUCGGUCUGAAACUCAUGAAGCCCAGAGGGCACUGAUGGCAGAAUUUCAUCUCCCUUACAAAACUGUGACCAGCGCCGAAUUUGAGAAUGUGAAAGAUAAACUGAGCCAAGUUGCGCGUUCAACUGGUCAAUCCCUGUCAAGUGGUGAUGGUAUAUUCUACAAGGUGCCAUUUGAAGAAGUGCCCGAGCUUGUGGCAGGCCGCCGAGUAUAUAUUCAAAAAGGCCAAGCAUAUGUUGCAAUGAAUCAGGUGGUAUCUCUUGUUGUUACGCAGUUUCGCUUUCUUCUUUCGAAAGCACUUGUGUUGACAAACAGAAAAUGGACAACGAUGAUCAGAGAACAAGAAAAAGAUCGUUUGACGCCUCUCGUUGAAUCCUUAUCCUCGAGUUAUUUGGGUCCGGAUUAUAGUCAGCCAAGAGAAUUUACAGAAAUUUCUUUAAAAGAUAUUGACCAAGUGGCUAAGAGUUCUUUUCCCUUGUGCAUGCGUCAUCUGUUUGAGAAGUUGAGAGAGGAUCACCAUCUGAAGCAUGGAGGCAGAAUGCAGUUGGGUUUAUUUCUCAAGGGUGUUGGACUGAAGUUAGAUGAUGCUCUUGCAUUCUGGAAAGCAGAAUUCUCAAGAAAAUUUGGUGUUGAAAGAUUUGACAAAGAAUAUGCAUACAGCAUACGCCACAAUUACGGAAAAGAAGGGAAGAGAACAGAUUACACUCCCUAUUCAUGCCAAAAAAUUAUCUCUUCGAUGCCUGGUGUUGGAGAUCAUCAUGGUUGUCCAUAUCGUCAUUUCAGUGAAGAGAAAUUGAGAGCUGCCCUUGGAAGGAUGGGAGUAGGCAGUCGUGCACUAGAGGAUGUAAUGGAAAAAGUGCGAAAUAAACAUUACCAGUUGGCAUGUACUUUGACAUUUGAGGCUGUUCACGGCACAUCUUAUGAUGCUGGGAUUAAUCAUCCAAACCAGUACUUCAGUGACAGUAAAAAGACCUUAGAGUCAAGGAACAAUGCCAAUACUGCAUAAGAGCUGGAGUAUUGCAUUGUGAAAAUUAGUAAAGCUGUUUUCCAAUCAUCGGAUUACUGCUUGAGCUUGGAUGGUUAAUUUAAACCACGAACAGUUAGUGUUCGGAGGUAUUUCUUCCCACGUCAUGCAGAUCGGCUUUGGUGGAUGUACUUCCCUCACAGUUUUGAGUGGUGUCUUCGGGUUUUAGAUAUUAAAUCCCGUUUGGCCCUUGUAAACUCCUAUCCGUGUCCAGUUUUCAGGACUAAAGAGGA